AUGUCGCUGGCAGCAGAGCAUAGGUUUAUGUGUCAUGUCCUAGAGUCAGAAGAAGGUGAUGAGGAGUCGUCCUCUGCUCGCGACGCUGCUCCAGUGAUGGCCAGGACCUGCGAGCUGGAGAAGCAAGCGCGUCGCAUGGCCGGAGCUGCAUGGGACUUGUUGCUUGAACAAGGCUCUUCGGUUGUAGAGGGGGCUGAUAAGUUUGACCUUUGUCGAAGCAAUGUAAGAGUCAGCGCGCUACGCAACCUCACUCCCGUAGAGAAUAACCCUGACCCCAACACCAGGGCCCCUUGUGCCACAGCAGAGGAUGAGUAUCUGCAGACCCGCUUGGUAGCAGCGGAAGAAGUUAGAAAAGACUUAUGUGCAUGGAAGCCGUCGAUGGUAGAGGAGUAUACCUCCCUUGUCCACACUACCGGUACUUGCAGCCCUAUGAGCCAGGAGGACUUUGCAGCAGUGACAGGAGACCCAACUAAGAAAGUAGAAGUGCUCCCAGGGAAAGUCAUCUUCUCUGUCAAGGCUAAAAGUGGCCGUAAGAAGACACGGAUAGUAGGGUGUGGGAACUUUCAACAAGGGAGCCCUCGCACAAAGCUGGAUACUCAUGCAUCUGGCAUUUCAGCAGAGUCGAUUAGACUCCUCGUCCGCUUUGCGGGUCAGGCUCAGUGGUCGAUCUCAACCACGGAUAUUAAGACUGCAUUCCUGAACGCCCCAAUAGUGACUCCAAACGAAGAGCUGAUUAUUGUAAGAGUGCCAAGUAUCCUUAGGGCUGCUAAUGUAUGUCAGGAGCAGUUCUGGCAAAUCCAGCGAGCCCUAUAUGGAUUGGAUGUGGCUCCUCGCAGCUGGACACUGUUCCGAAACAAAACUCUUCAAGAAAUCACCGAGUUGGUCGAUGGUACUCCCGUUUCAUGCAAACCGCUGCAAGAAGACUCCAACAUUUGGGAGCUGUUUGAUGAGCGUGAGCAAAAAGUGAUUGCAUGGAUAGGCGUGUACGUCGAUGAUUUGAUGUUGGUAACCCCGGAGCUUCGCAGGGGAGUCGUCAUGGAUACAUUGCGGAGCCCUUGGACCACCUCAGAACCAGAGGUUGUUGAAGAAGGAAAGGAUGUCACUUUCGCUGGAUAUGAGCUGAGUAAGGUGGGGUCGGCGUUCCAUGUGCAUCAGCGGAGCUACAUAAGAGAGAUCUUGCAGCAGUGGGAGGUGGAACAGGAAUCUACAGUUCCAUGUGUGAAAGAACCCCCAAAGAUCUUCAGCCGAGAGGACUCGUUGUUUGAUCAGACUAAGCGUGCGCAAAGCAUAGCUGGUCAACUUCUCUGGGUCUCGACUCACACGAGACCAGAUGUGUGCUACGCAGUGCAGGCAGUGUGUCAGCAAAUUGCCACAGAUCCAGCAGGAGCGUGUGAUGCAGGGCUGAUAGUUCUGCAGUAUCUAAAGCGGACGAUUGACCACAGGCUGAGCUAUGGGCCUGCCCCUGAGGAUUUCGGAGUCUGGAAUGAGCUGCAGUUCAAGAGAGGGGCGAUGAUGGUGGAGGUGUUUACAGAUGCCUCUUUUUGUCCCGACGAGAGCUGCAAGUCGGUUCAAAGCUCGAUGAUGUUCUGGGGUGGCAGACUUGUAAUGUGGGCUGGAGGCCGACAAAGCUUGAUUGCCGCCUCUACGGCAGAGGCUGAGCUGAUAAGUAUGGUCGAAGGAUACUCAAUGGGCAGGGCAUUCCUUCCUACAAUCGAGGCUUUGGGCCGAGGCUAUGAGGCCACAGCCGGGGAAAUCGAAGUUGACGAGCUUAGUACAAAAGUGCUGUAUGGCGACAAUGCAGCAGCUAUCCAGCUGACACAGCUAGACGCUGGAGCGUGGCGCACAAGGCAUCUUCGGCUGCGUGGUGCGGUGCUGCGCCAAGCAGUUGAUGAUUUUGGAUGGCGCGUGACUCACUUGUCAGGACUGUAUAUGCCGGCAGACAUUGGAACGAAAGUUCUAGGGCCAUCCAGGUUCGACGACUUGAUUGAGCUUAUAGGUCUGAGAGAACCUCCGUCAACUGCCCAGGGAGCUUCAGGACGCGAGAUGCCCAAGGUAGCACAAGCCAUAAUCCUGAAGGUUCUUCUAACGGUGAUGCUGGCAUCCUUGGCAGCUCCAGCUGAGGCGUCUCGAGAGAUUCAUCCAGCUCGUGAGCUGAUGGAGCUCGGGGGAGUAACGACUGCCAGUUUCUGCAUCGGGCUAGGAGUUUCGAGAGACGCAGCAGAAGAGAACGCAAGCCAAAGCGGUUCACAGCAGCAAGAAGCUCCAAGCACAACUAGGGUAGCGCGAGAAGCAAGUCUUCGUGAAACAACAUAUGAAGAGCUGUGCUAUGGCGUUGAUCGGGAGCGUGCAUCUCCCCUCGCCACCGCACAUUCAGGGGAAACUCCAUACCACCCUACCUAUGAGGACCUUCUGGCCGCUUAUCCCCAGGAGCUGAGUGAAGUAGAGGAGCUUGCAAGCCGUCUGAGGGAAAGUGAGCGUUUUGGUCAAGAGUAUGUGGAUAGAUGCACUUAUCUGCGUCAGCUGCUAAGUGAGCGGUGUGUAGAAAUAGAGCGGUAUCGAGAAGAGUUAAUGGCCGCUAGAGAUGAAAACCGUAGGCUGCAGGAUCGUAGGAACACCGAUGUUCCGCCCGGCCAGUCAUCUACCGAUCAGGUCAAUCCAGCAGUCCAAUCCUUCAAUGUGCAAGGAGCGUCCCUGCAGGUAGAGCCAAGGCCUGGCGCCCCGGAAGUUCGUGAUCCAACAGUACCCCUCCCAGGGGUGGCUGUGAUACGGUAUGCAGAUGAUGAAGCCUGGAUCGUUCCAGCUCAAGCAAGACGUGAAGAUCAAGAAGAUGAUACAGAGGACUCUGAGCUGGAAGGGGCCACCACUAGCUCAGGGGAGUAUACAGUCAGAGAGAGGUCAUCAGACAGCUCAGGAGGAUAUCAGGCUGGAGAUGCUAGGUCUGAUCGAGGCCCGAGCUCUCCGGAAAGGCAGCAGCACUCCAGUGGUGAUGGCAGUGGCACGUGCACUAGCUUAGCUCUGGCGGCAGCCGUGGGGAGCCUGCCGGGUGCAUCGGGCGCACCUCUUGAUGGCGACAAUUGUGUUGCAAUACCCAUCCAGCAUGCUGAUGGAGGUGAUAGAAGUUUUGAAAUGUUUGGAUGGGGUUUUUUGGUUGGGGGUCUGAUUGUGAUUGUAAUCCGAAUGCUGUGGGAUUGGUUGCAUAAAGGCAGGGACACAAGUGCACUGGUCCAUGUGAACAUCAACAACUCAGUCGACACAGCUAAGCAUGGUUCCUGCAGUGACCGCCACCGCAAUGAUGCUGAGAGCUCUGGUGAGCCAUGCCAGGUUCAGGAGGAAAAGAAGGCUAAGCAGCAGGUUCGUCUAUACAUGACACCCCGUGGAGAAUGCCUGCACUUGUCCAAGGAUUGUUCUACAAUUCGUGGAUCCCAGGUGACCUCACGGCCAAUAUGCAAAAGAUGUGCGGCUAAGUCAUCUCUCCUGCACUAG
Messenger RNA from Symbiodinium sp. CCMP2456, 3483 nucleotides. Lineage: Eukaryota; Dinophyceae; Suessiales; Symbiodiniaceae. The record is from the annotation of a GenBank genome assembly.